AUGUCUGGUCGUGGAAAGAAACUGGUGACCGCUGCUGCAAAGACCAAAACCUCUGUGUCCCGAUCGACACGGGCGGGUCUUCAGUUCCCGGUAGGCCGCAUCGCACGUCUCCUGCGGAAGGGAAACUUCGCCGCUCGUAUCGGCUCUGGUGCGGCGGUCUAUCUGACGGCGGUAAUUGAGUAUCUAUGCGCAGAAGUGCUGGAGCUGGCGGGCAACGCAAGCCGUGACAACAAGAAAAUGCGCAUUGCUCCCCGUCACAUCCAGCUGGCGGUGCGGAACGACGAGGAGCUGAACACCCUGCUUGGAGGCGUCACUAUAUCUGAAGGCGGCGUUCUGCCCAACAUUCAGGCGCAGCUGCUGCCCAAGAAGACCAAAACCUCCAGCAAAGACGUCCAGUCACAAGACUUUUAA
Messenger RNA from Xyrauchen texanus (razorback sucker), 411 nucleotides. Its product is annotated as histone H2A, sperm. Gene Ontology annotation, cellular component: nucleosome. The record is from RefSeq and is a predicted model, not a curated record. Lineage: Eukaryota; Metazoa; Chordata; Actinopteri; Cypriniformes; Catostomidae. Gene Ontology annotation, molecular function: structural constituent of chromatin; protein heterodimerization activity; DNA binding. The transcript has a single exon. Bases 1 to 411 code for a protein of 136 amino acids.